UCUGUGAACAUCUGGACUGUGGCUCUGCUGUUGCUUUCGGAUUGAAACCGCAGAUGUCUGCAUCUUUAUGGAAGAUCAAACUUGACUGUGUUUGGUCAGGAUCUACUCUGAGGGAGUGUGCAACACCAGAUAAUUCUUAUACAGCCCUGAUUCUCACCUGUUUGGACUCUGUCAGGCUGCUGAAUGGUUCCAGUCUGUGUUCAGGCAGACUGGAGGUGAAGUCUAACCAGAGCUGGUCCUCAGUGUGUGAAGCUGACUUUGACCAGCAGGAUGCAGAGGUGGUCUGUAGGGAGCUCGGCUGUGGGCCUCCUUCAGUCCUCCAGGGGGCGCUCUAUGGAGAAGUGGAGGCUCUAGCGUGGAGCAAAGAGUUCCAGUGUGGAGGCCAUGAGUCUGCUCUCCUGGACUGUAGAAGCUCAGGCUCAGCUAGAAACAGCUGCUCACCUGGCAAAGCUGUUGGACUCACCUGCUCAGAGCCUGAUGAUGUCAGACUGGUGGGAAGAGCCAGUCGCUGUGCAGGUGAAGUGCAGGUGAAACAACUGGGAAUGUGGAGAUAUGUGAUUAAUACUGCACACAACCUGGAGGAAGUCACUGCUCUCUGUGAACGUCUUGACUGUGGCUUUGCUGUGGGAAUGACCAUGUCCCGUUCCGGGCUAGUCUCAGACCACUGGGAAAUAAAACGUGAUUGUGCUCAGGCUGGAUCUCCUUUGAGAGAGUGUUUGAGUUUCUCUGUCAUCACAUUUUCACAAAAAGGCCUAUUCAGAGAACUUAAAUGCUCAGACUCUGUCAGGCUGCUGAAUGGUUCCAGUCUGUGUUCAGGCAGACUGGAGGUGAAGUCUGACCAGAGCUGGUCCUCAGUGUGUGAAACCGACUUUGACCAGCAGGAUGCAGAGGUGGUCUGUAGGCAGCUCGGCUGUGGGCCUCCUUCGGUCCUCCAGGGGGCGCUCUAUGGAGAAGUGGAGGCUCCAGUGUGGAGCAAAGAGUUCCAGUGUGGAGGCCAUGAGUCUGCUCUCCUGGACUGUAGAAGCUCAGGCUCAGCUAGAAACAGCUGCUCACCUGGCAAAGCUGUUGGACUCACCUGCUCAGAUCCUGUUAGGUUGGUGGGAGGUGCCAGUCGCUGCUCAGGUACAUUAGAGGUAAAUUAUAUGAGGCAGUGGAGCCCAGUGGAUGUCUCUGACUGGAGCCUGAAGGGAGCAGCUUCUGUCUGUGCACAUCUGGAUUGUGGCUCUGCUGUUUCUGUAAGACGGACAAAGGCCACUGGAUUCUAUCCGCUGACAGUACGCUCUGACUGUGUUAAAUCUGGAUCUGCUCUAAGGACGUGUACAACAUUCAUGUCAUCUUCCUUCAUGAUAAAGCUCAACUGCACAGACUCUGUCAGGCUGCUGAAUGGUUCCAGUCUGUGUUCAGGCAGACUGGAGGUGAAGUCUAAUCAGAGCUGGUCCUCAGUGUGUGAAGCUGACUUUGACCAGCAGGAUGCAGAGGUGGUCUGUAGGGAGCUUGGCUGUGGGCCUCCUUCGGUCCUCCAGGGGGCACUCUAUGGAGAAGUGGAGGCUCCAGUGUGGAGCAAAGAGUUCCAGUGUGGAGGCCAUGAGUCUGCUCUCCUGGACUGUAGAAGCUCAGGCUCAGCUAGAAACAGCUGCUCACCUGGCAAAGCUGUUGGACUCACCUGCUCAGAACCCGUCAGGCUGGUGGGAGGAGCCCAUCGGUGUGCAGGCACACUCAAGGUGAAACAUUUGGGAGAGUGGAGACCAGUGGAUGUCUCUGACUGGACCCUGGAGGAAGCAGCUGUUGUGUGUGAACAACUGGACUGUGGCUUAGCUGUUUCUGUAGGACAUAGGGUAGAGUCCUCAGACUUGCCAGUGUGGGUGAUGAGACCUGACUGUGUUCAGGUUGGAUCAUCUCUGAGAGACUGUGCAACAUCAAAUGACUCUUCCUCCAUUGUGAAUAUCACCUGCUCAGACCUGCUUGUUCAGCCAGUCAUUUCUUUGUCCUCCAAUGACGGGGUCUCUGAGGCCCAGCAGCAGGGGUUUCGGGUAUCCAGAAGUUCCAACUUCACCAUCAGUUGUUUCAUCCAGCCACAGUACCCUGGAGGCUCCUUUCAGCUUACCUUCAACAAAGCAUACAAAUACACCCAAGCAGCUGUCAAUCACUCUGCCCAUUUCCUGUUUCCUGCUGCAGAACCCGCCCACCAAGGAAACUACAGCUGUGUUUAUCACGUUCAUGUUUUUUUUCAUAACGUCUCCUCUGAGAGCCGACUGCUGUCUGUCGUUGUCUCAGAUCACACAGGUCUUACCGUCAGAGUGAUCCUCCUGCCGCUGAUUCUGCUGUUGGAGAACAUCGUCUUAUAUUUCUGCUGUAAGAACAGGAGGAAGCAGAGGUCCAGCAGACAGGAGCACACUGAGAUGGUGGACGGUAAAGUUGGUGUUUGUGGAGACGAAGGAGCUCAUGGAGAACAGGAGGACGUCUGAGCAGCUCACCUAACAUCUUGAUUAAUCUGUCAGCAGAAACACAACUGACCAUUAUCUCAGUGAAAGAUUUUACUUCCCUUUACUAAUAAAACUGGAAUUAUUCUGUAGUUUUCGUACUGUGUUUGAAACAAAUCUCUGCUCUUUU
Molecule: messenger RNA, 2610 nt
Organism: Maylandia zebra (zebra mbuna)
Lineage: Eukaryota; Metazoa; Chordata; Actinopteri; Cichliformes; Cichlidae
Source: RefSeq, a predicted model, not a curated record